Molecule: messenger RNA, 1332 nt
Organism: Candida tropicalis MYA-3404
Lineage: Eukaryota; Fungi; Ascomycota; Pichiomycetes; Serinales; Debaryomycetaceae
Exons: 1
Coding region: 1-1332 (443 amino acids)
Biological process (GO): division septum assembly
Cellular component (GO): division septum
Source: RefSeq, a predicted model, not a curated record
AUGUUAUUCCAAUCUUCAAAUACAGAAAGUAUAGAGUGCCCUAUAUCAACACGACUAGAAGCAUGUUCGGUAUCAAUGGUGAAAGGGUGUCCUGGUAUUCCCCGAAGCAUACCAAGAAUAGAUACUGUCUUAAAUAUCAGAUCAAUUAACGACUCACCAUUUAUUGUACGUUCUGUUAAAGUGCAACUAAUUACGAAACAAAAGGUUCUAGUUCCUACAAAGUUUGGAAGCAGUGAAUCUUUAAAGGAGUUUAUUGUUUAUCAGGAUCCUUUGGCUUAUCUACCACCAAUGGAUCAAUUUUAUCAGAUAUUGCAUGGUUUAGAUAUUCCGAUUCUUAUACCUAUCCCCAGAGACAUCACACCUUCGGCCUACUCGCCAACAUUUGGAGCAACAACUCAGCAUAACUUAGUGGUGAUGGUUUCAUUAGGUAAGGAUGCUGCUUCUGAAGUUACGUUUACAGACAGUUUUCCGGUGGAUAUUAAGAUGUAUGAUACUUUACCGAUUUACAGACAGUAUAAUGAACCAAUAAUGGAAAUAUACAAUUCAUCAGAUAACCAAGUAUUGGUAGAAGCAACAGUGCCUGUAACAUCUGUUGGGCCCAAAGAUGAAUUGAGUGUUGUUUGUGUUGUGAAGACUAACUCAGCCAACAACAAGGUGAAGAAGAAUAUUACGCUUAAACAAUUAACAUUUCAAGUUAAAGAAGUAAUUGAAUGUUUUGAUGGAGGUCUACCUCCAAAAAGAGAAUUCAAAUUACAUACUGAAUCCAAGUACUACACUAAGGAAUUGAAUAGUCAAGGGUUGAAACAAACUUUUAAAAUCAAUUUUCCGUACGAGAAUGAUUACUUACAAAUGUUCUCUCCACCACCAGAAGUAGAAAUUGAAAGCGAAGUGGCAGAAGAUUUUGCUACAACAAUCAUAGAAUCAACUAAUAUAUCAAAACUAAAAACUAUAGAUAAACUACCCGAAGGGGUGCCUGUAACAAAUAUUCAAGGAUUCACAUUACUGGGGGCUUUUUAUUCAAUUUGGUUUGAAAUUGUAAUUAAAGUGAAGUUAUCUCAUGCCAAAGACAUUAAUAUUCAUAUUCCUAUCAUUGUUUCCCCAUUUGAUAAAGAAGCCAGUAAGUAUUUACUUGACUGGAUUAUGCUAGAAUGCGAAAUAGCCAAGGCCCAGUUUGGAAAAGAGUUUAAUCGAACAUAUUCAUCGACAACAAAAUAUGCAAAUAUGAUAAAACUUCUAGACAAGUAUAGACAACCGCCAACUAUUUAUGAUCAACAAAAACACAAGAUACGUACAUCUAACUCACACCAAUAUUUGGAUUUGUAUAUAGAUUAA